Penicillium roqueforti is the source of this 474-nucleotide messenger RNA. RefSeq lists its product as uncharacterized. NCBI's taxonomy places the organism in Eukaryota, Fungi, Ascomycota, Eurotiomycetes, Eurotiales, Aspergillaceae. The record is from RefSeq and is a predicted model, not a curated record. The transcript has a single exon. The coding region runs from base 1 to 474 and encodes 157 amino acids.
AUGUCAACCUCCCAAAUCUACCCAGUCUACAAAGUAAAACUCAACCUCUCAAUGCAAGACCCAGACAUGCCCUCACCCCGCUACCACACCAUCCUCUUCGUGCAAACAAACGCCCAAGGCCCAGGCAGCGGCACGAAGCACCACGUCACGGGCGACAUAGUCACAGGCAUGCACUACGAGCCCGUGAGCUACGACGACCCAGAAACAGACGAGAACUUCUUCUCCAAGGAGCUUAUCGGACAUACGCGAGCUCUCAACUACCCGAAGAACUGGAACGAUAUUCUCAGUUCUGUUCCCGCGCCGCCGAAGCAGAAGGCGUUUAAUACAGUGACGAUGAGGACGGAGCCGGUUAAGAGUUGGGAUCCGGUGGUGUUUUAUGAGCCUGGGGAGCCGCGUCGGCCGUUGGUUAAAUGCACGGAGUGGAUUGAGGAUCGGGCGAUUCCGAUUUUGAUUAAUGCGGGCUUAGUCCAGUGA